This is a messenger RNA of Kogia breviceps (pygmy sperm whale), 3448 nucleotides long. RefSeq names its product torsin 1A interacting protein 1 (gene TOR1AIP1). Gene Ontology annotation, molecular function: ATPase activator activity. The record is from RefSeq and is a predicted model, not a curated record. NCBI's taxonomy places the organism in Eukaryota, Metazoa, Chordata, Mammalia, Artiodactyla, Physeteridae. Gene Ontology annotation, biological process: nuclear membrane organization. Gene Ontology annotation, cellular component: nuclear membrane.
CGUCUCCUGCGUGCCGGCAACAGUUGCCAGGAGCAGCGGGCUGAGUACCGGCACUCUGCCCAACCAGUGGUCUCUUCUCCGUCGUCCCCUCCUUCCCUCCCUGAAGGCCGAGGACAGCGACGUCCUCCUCUUCUCCUCCUCUUUGGUGCCUUCAGCCAGGAGGUGGGAGUGACCCGCGGCAGCUGACCCAGCACAGGCACUGCCUCUCCCACAGCCCUCAGAACACACGAUGGGCCCAGAGGCGGGUUUGCAGCACAGCAGCGACGACGCAGGCGGCAGCCCCGGCGACUCUCAACUGCCUCCCUGACCGUCGACACCACUGCCAAACACCCGAAAAGCCAUCGCCACCAACGGCGGGAGACUCUAGACGCCCCGCAAAACACCUUCGCGAUCGACUCAAGCUACGUCAACAACUAUGGCAGGCGAGGGGUGGCGGGCGGAGCCGGAGAGGGAAGGAUGGGGGCUGUACGUCACGCCCAGGGCUCCGCUACGGGAGGGGAGGCCUCGGCUCGCCCCUCAAAAUGGCGGCGGCAGUGACGCGCCUGCGCAUGGAACUCCUACGCCGUCGCGCCACGGCCGGCGGGAAGUGAGGUUCUCAGAAGAACCGCCCGAAGUGUACGGCGACUUCGAGCCACGGACGGCCAAAGAAAAGGCCCCGGUGGGAAGACAAAUUCCGCUAGAAGAGUUCCGGCCCGAUUCGGCGAAAGAGGAAGUGAGAGAACGCUCCUAUUACCUUCGGUCUCGGCAACGGAGGCAACCGCGACUCCAGGAAGCCGAGGAGAUGAAAACGCGAAGAACUACUCGUCCCCAGCAGCACUCACAGCCGCCUCCGCUGCAGCCGUCUCCGGUUACGGCCCGGAGAGGAUUACGGGACUCCCAUUCAUCCGAAGAGGAUGAACCACCUUCACAAACUGUUUUAAGCCCAACCGUCUCAAAGAAAACUAUCAGGAGAACACAGACUCCAGUGGUGAGUAAAGAUCCUGUAAUCAGCCUGUGUAGACCCCCUCUAAGAAGCUCAAGAUUUGAUUCGUCAUAUAAAACAAAUGGAAAUACUAAAAUGAGUGAAUUAGAAAGUGAAUUUGAGCUUUUUCAAGAAGCCACCAGUGUCCAACAGAAGGUCAAUUUCUCAGAAGAAGGGGAAAUGGAAGAAAAUGAUCAAGACAGCUCUGACAGUGAUGUUAUGGUUGUUAAAGUCAGAUCCGGGGAUUCUGUUGAGUCUGGAGACCAAACCACCAGAUCAUCAAGUCAAUAUCCAGAAUCACUUUGGCAGUCAUCACAAAGUCGAGACUUCACAGCUUUUGAUAAGCAACCAUUAGUGCUAACCUCGGGAUAUCAAAAAAAUCCUCAAGAAUGGGUUGAACAAACCACAAGAAUAAGGACUAGGAUGCAAAAUGAUGGUGUUCAGAAAUCAGAGCUUGGAAACCAAUCUCCAUCAACCUCCAGCCAACAAGUGACUGGACAACCCAAAAGUGCAUCUUUUGUCAAGGUGAAGUGGUGGUGGCCCCUUGUUCUGAUAGCUGCUCUUCUCAUUGGGUGUUUUUGGUACACUCAUACUCCUGAAGCAGAAACCACUGCUGUUCAAGAGUUCCAGAACCAGAUGAAACAACUUAUGAAUAAGUACCAAGGUCAAGAUGAGAAGCUGUGGAAAAGGAGCCUAACAUUCCUGGAAAAACAUCUUAAUAGCUCCCACCCUCGGCCUCAGCCUGCUAUCUUGCUGCUCACUGCUGCCCGAGAUGCUGAAGAAGCACUCAAGUGUCUGAGUGAACAAAUUGCUGAUGCCUAUUCUUCCUUCCGAAGUGUUCCUGCAAUCCGGAUUGAUGGGGCGGGCAAAGCAACUCAAGACAGUGAUGUUGUCAAACAAGAGGUGGAUCAGGAACUGAGCAACGGAUUCCGAAAUGGCCAGAAUGCAGCCGUGGUCCACCGCUUUGAGUCACUGCCUGCAGGCUCUACUUUGAUCUUCUAUAAGUAUUGUGAUCAUGAAAAUGCAGCCUUUAAAGAUGUAGCCUUAGUCCUAACUGUCUUGUUAGAGGAGGAGACACUUGGAACCAGUCUAGGCCUAAAGGAAAUUGAAGAAAAAGUGAGGGAUUUCCUCAAAGUCAAGUUCACCAACUCUGAUACACCCAACUCCUACAAACAUAUGGACCCAGACAAAUUGAGUGGGCUCUGGAGCCGUAUUUCUCACUUAGUCCUGCCUGUACAACCUGAAAAUGACCUGAAAAGGGGCAUCUGCUUAUAAGAGGAGACAGAAGAGAAAAUCAUGUCUCACGUUCUGAGAACUUUUCAAACUUUCUAACCAUAGACAGGAUCCAGAGCUCUUUUUGAAAGAAUUGGUUUCUUUUUAAAGGAGGUUAAGUUCUUAGGUAAACAUGGAAUAUCUAAAUCAUUUAUUCAACCUAAUUAUCUGUUUUUUUGAGAGAAUCGUUUCCUUGUUUCCAUUGAGAUCUGUGUUAAUGAUAUCUGAGGACUGUAAAUUAUAUGCAGUCCCAUAGAGGAUCUGCUUAGAUUCUAGGUUGAAUCAUUAUUGCUAUGGUAUGACCAGUGGGAGGGAUUAGGCUCCUUCCUAUGAAUCCACCCAAUUUUUUAACUUAGACUUUUUUCACAGUUUGUUGAGUUAUUAGUAAGACAGCUCCCUGAACACAACUGUGGAUUUCCCCUUUUGUCCUCUUCUUCAUCAUUUAGAUGUGAAUUCUGUAGUCAGCUUCUGCUUAUAGGAACAAAAAUAAUGAAAGGCCAUCUGAGUGUGUGUUUGAGAUUUUUGUUUUUUGUUUUUUUCCUUUGAUUUUGGAGGGCAAGGAGAAGGAGACAUGGGAAAAGUUGUGGAAUGGGGAGGGAAAGGAGGGAAAACGUCUUCAAGAUGAAAUGUUAAAAUAAGCCACUGAGGGAAUUCCCUGGCGGUCCAGUAGUUAGGACUCCACGCUUUCACUGCCGAGGGCCCAGGUUUGAUCCCUGGCUAGGAAACUAAGAUCCUGCAAGCCGCCCCACGUGGCCAAAAAGAAAGCCACUGAGGCUUAGGGUUAGUCAAACAUAGUUAUAUGAACUGCAUUCUCAGUGAAUUCUGUUGCGACUUGUGUUUCACAUGUCCUUUUUUUUCCUUUAAGAAAUGUUUAUUCCAAAUAUUUUGAAGCAUGUAUAUGAUGAGGUUUAGUAUAUUUGUUCACUUGGCUCUUAAGAAUGGGUAACUUCAGAGCCAUUUAUUUUGGUCAUAUCCUGAAAGUUUUGUUAAGAAAUACAAUUUCAGGAAUUGGUAAACCAUUUGUUAACCAGCUCUCCUGGGCUGUUGAAGAAGGAUUUGAUUUUCUGCAUGUCUACUUGUUGCAUUCUGAGUCCUUUAAUGACACUCUUGUAACAAGAAUAAAGAUUUACAAUGCACGUGAUAAAUUCUACUAAGAGUGCCUCAAGCGAAAAAGAAAGUGAAGUUUACCAUAUAUGAAGAAUGUUAAAAUGUACU